Drosophila nasuta is the source of this 2410-nucleotide messenger RNA. Its product is annotated as Krueppel homolog 1. The record is from RefSeq and is a predicted model, not a curated record. Gene Ontology annotation, cellular component: nucleus. Gene Ontology annotation, molecular function: zinc ion binding; DNA-binding transcription factor activity, RNA polymerase II-specific; RNA polymerase II cis-regulatory region sequence-specific DNA binding. Lineage: Eukaryota; Metazoa; Arthropoda; Insecta; Diptera; Drosophilidae. Gene Ontology annotation, biological process: regulation of DNA-templated transcription. The coding region runs from base 22 to 2322 and encodes 766 amino acids. The transcript is spliced from 2 exons.
AUUAACAAUAAGAAUGCACAAAUGCCCGCCCACUGUGCGGUAGUCAACUGUAGCGACAAAUACGUACAUUCCGGCAGCAUUUCCUUCCACAGAUUUCCGUUUAAGCGUAAGGAUUUGCUGCAAAAAUGGAAGGAAUUCACACAGCGCAGUGGCCAAUGGAUGCCCUCAAAGUGGAGUGCCGUCUGCAGCCGUCACUUUGUCGAUGCCGACUUCAGUUGCUGCAACAAUCGUAAGACGCUCAAAAAGAAUGCGGUACCCACGGUGCGUGUGGCAGCGACCGAGUCGCUCAACGUGAUUGUGGAGCAGGUGACGCUGCCACCGCCAGCAGCAGCCACAACAGCACCAACAGAGACGCCGCCUGUCAGUGGCACAAAGAGCACAUGCCGCUUUUGUGGAACUUCAGCUUUGAACUGCGUCUCCUUCGACAAGAGCUUUGAACUCUUCGGCAUGAUACAAAAGUGCUUUCCCACGCUACAAAUACUGCAGGACGACACACUGCCGCUGCCCAAGGACAUCUGUGGCGACUGCUGCCGCCAGCUGGAACGUUUUUCGCAGUUCUGCGAUGUUGUGAUGUUGGCGCAAAGUGAACUCCAGCGCAAAUAUCGCCGCCAGCUGAAGAUCAAGCAGGAGCCAGUGGUGCGUGUGAAGCAGGAGGCAUGCGAGAGCAUUGACAAUCUAUUUCCUGACGAACUGGACAUGGGACUGGAAGAGCACGAGCAGGAGGCCGAUGAUGAGACGGAGCACAAGUUUCCAUUCUGUGAUUUUCCCAUGCUCAAUGCGCAGGACAUUAUCAAUAAUUGUGACAUCAUGGAGAUUAUCAAUCUGGAUGAUCCAUUCAUCAACAUUACAGACGACGCAGAUCCGGUUAAUGCUGCCUCCGCAACUCUGCCUGCUUUGCCUAGCGUUAAUGAGAUGCUGCAGUCAGAGCUGCUCACCGAGGAACACAACUAUGCCAAGGAGGAUUGGCAGCUGCCGGCGUUGCAACAAUACAAAACCGAGAAGGUCGAAUGCGUCGAGAGUCAAGCGACGUCUACAGCCGAGCAAGCAGCCACAACUGAAGCAACGACGCGCAGCUCGAAGCCAAUUGUGACGAAUGUCAGCCAGAUUCCACAUCCAAUGCUCUGCAAGCUGCUGCCACCGCCACCUCCGCCGCCAACAACAACAACAGCAACGAGCAGCAAACCCAACAUUGUGGUGCUCAACGAUAGCGUUGUCAAAUCCUCCGCCUUUCGGCUACACAAUUGCACUUUGUGCACCACCAAGUUCUUCACCGCCGAGAGCCUCAAUCAGCACUAUGCACAGCUGCAUGCCACACCCGCCGAGACGGUGACGCCCAUGGUCAGUGUGCCACUGGAGGCAGCCGGCGCUGUAGCGGCAGCAACUCCAGCAACUGCCGCCUAUUGGCAAUCGGACUUGUUGCCACCUCAGCUGCCGGCCAAGAAGAAGAUCGACAUACUCGACAUGCAGCGCAGUUUCUUGCAUCACAACGAUCUCAUUGCGGCAGCAGCGCUCCCCACCUCCACCUCAGACUCCACCUCCGUUGCGUCCUGCAAUGUGGCAACCAGCACGCAACCGCAUAACGCAUACGCCCAGUUCGCCGAAAUCUAUCGGCGCUGUCGCCUGCGGUUGCGCCACCAAAACAAACGUGCCGUGCGCCUUCGCCUGCUGCGCUGUCGACAGUGCACACUUGGAUUUGGCAACGUGCAACAGCUGCUGUUGCAUCGCCAGCGCAAGAGGCACUUUGUGCUGCCGCCGCCACGCACGUUUGCCGUCAAGUGUCCAGGUUGCCAGCGUCUGUUGCGCACUCGCCUCGCGUUGCGGCAACACAUGCGAUACAUCUGCCACAAGUUGCCGUUGCGCAAUGCGCGCCUGCAGAGCUACAAGUGUCGCCAUUGUCGCAGCAUCAGUUUCACCCACUGGCGUUUCUAUCGCCGGCAUGAACUCAAGUGUCGUCUACGCCAACCUAGGGUCAAGACAACAGCAUCACCCUCGAAAGGUGCCACAAAGCGUCGCCCGUUGCCGUUGCCGUUGCCAUCGAAACGUGCCACACACAACUGCCCCGAUUGCGAGAAGACGUUCAGCUCGCAGACGGGACUCAAGCAGCAUCGCAUCACACACACUUCGGUGUGUCGCUACAAGUGCAGCAUCUGUGAUCGCGUCUUCAAGCGGCGCAACGGUCUUUCGCAGCACGUCAAGGGCUACCAUCUGCAGCUGAAGCCGCAUCAGUGUCCAGUCUGCCAGCAUCGCUAUGCUCUGAAGUGCGACAUGUUGCGAUGUCGCCACUCGCAACGACGCGGCGCCAACGAUAACCAAAAAACCUAAAACUGACUAUUCGAAAUAAAUAGAUUUUUAUACCACACAAAUAUAUCUUUGAACUGAUUUGUUGAGAGCGAAGUAUUAUUAUACUAUU